GGGCAGGGCAAUCUGGGAUACGUUGCCUUGAAGUUAGAACAUAGGUUAGAUAGCUACUGCAGCAGACAACUCCCCUCUCUCUCCUUCUGUCUCUCGCUUUAUCUAUCUAACAUAAGUUUUUCUCUGUUCCCUUCUUUCUCUCUCUGUCUUCCCUGUCUUCUCUCUCUCUCCUUCUCCCUCUCUCUCUCUCGGUGAGGAGGAUGUCUAAGCCCCAGAAUGGUGAGCCAGGCAGCCCAGCAGGAGUCCCAACAGCAGAUGAUCCAGAGGUGAUGUUCCAGGUGCCUGGUCCAACCGUCUCCUUCUCCAGACUACACUACUCUGUCAUGGAGAGCAAUGGACUCUGCCACAAGAGAGGACCUGAGAAACACAUCCUCAAAGACGUCAGCGGCAUCAUGAGACCAGGGAUGAACGCCAUCAUGGGGCCAACAGGAAGUGGAAAAACAUCUCUCCUGGAUGUGAUAGCAGGUCGUAAGGACCCAGCAGGGUUGAAGUUAGGUCAGGUUCUGGUCGAUGGGAAGAUGGUGGACUCUGACCUCCGGCUCAUGUCUGCCUACGUGGUUCAGGAUGAUAUAUUGAUGGGAACCCUGUCAGUGAGAGAGAACUUGUUGUUCAGUGUGAACCUGAGACUAGACCCCAGACAUUAUUCGACAGCUGACAAACAGCGGAGAGUAGACAGCAUCAUAGAAGACCUGGGACUACAGGACUGUGCCCACACCAAGAUAGGAACAGAGUUCCUGCGUGGUGUGUCUGGGGGAGAGAGGAAGAGGUGCAGCAUCGGUAUGGAGCUCAUUACUUCUCCUUCUCUCCUGUUCCUGGAUGAACCCACCACUGGUCUGGACUCUAACACUGCUAACCAUAUCAUCACCCUACUGCAAAGGCUGUCUAGAAGAGGUAAGACUAUCAUCUUCUCCAUCCAUCAGCCUCGUUACUCAAUCUUUAGCCGCUUUGACCACCUGACCCUGAUGCACCGUGGAGAGUUGGUGUACGCUGGAGCUGCCGAGAAGGCCCUGAGCUACUUCACUGACUUGGGGUAU
Messenger RNA from Salvelinus namaycush (lake trout), 1034 nucleotides. Its product is annotated as broad substrate specificity ATP-binding cassette transporter ABCG2-like. The annotation marks the transcript as partial. The transcript has 7 exons. Gene Ontology annotation, molecular function: ATP hydrolysis activity; ATP binding. The record is from RefSeq and is a predicted model, not a curated record. Gene Ontology annotation, cellular component: plasma membrane. NCBI's taxonomy places the organism in Eukaryota, Metazoa, Chordata, Actinopteri, Salmoniformes, Salmonidae.